Molecule: messenger RNA, 363 nt
Organism: Colletotrichum siamense
Lineage: Eukaryota; Fungi; Ascomycota; Sordariomycetes; Glomerellales; Glomerellaceae
Exons: 2
Coding region: 1-363 (120 amino acids)
Source: RefSeq, a predicted model, not a curated record
AUGGAUGUGCCUUCCCCGCGGACCCCAAGACAAGUGUGUUUCGCUGUUUUUCCAGAAACUGAACAAAGUCAGCGACGAGGGCUCUCAACACCAUGGCCUCAAGUGACAAACAUCAUUGGAACCGUCCUCGACCUCCAUGCCUUCCAAAGUACUGCUUCAUCACUAUGCUUCCUCGCCAUGGCCUCCAACCAGCACUACAUCCCUGGUCAGUGUCCGCCCGAUUUGCAAUCCAGGUCGACUCGGUGCGCGUCUCGAUCCUUCCUUGAGGCUCCCACUACAUUGCAAGCCCAGCUGGCAAUUAAGAAGGAUCUUGGGCUCUCUCGAGUCUGCAUGCGGCAAGCACAUGUGUCUCAUCGCCCAUGA